GAUGGAGUGCUGCAGGUGCAUUGUAUGCAUCUCAUGCCGAAUACUCGACGUUGUUGCGUAGGAGGCCCAUCGCGCAAUGCACUGACAGUGUAUCUGGCACGGGGUACAUGAAGUCGUAGGAGGCGGUUGUGCGACCCGGCGACGCAGGGCUGCAGCGUGCAACAUGGCGCCCAAGCGCGGCGAGAGCAUUGACCGGACAGACGAGCGAGAAGAGUUCAUGAAGAAGCUGUCCGAGUACCAUGAGAAGCGAGGAACUACGCUCGAGGAGGAACCAAAGGUUGGCGUCCGGCACAUUGACCUAUUCCAGCUCUACAAGCGUGUGGUUGAGGAAGGCGGCUAUGACCUGUGCUCUGAUACGAAGGCCAAGCCGUUAAUGUGGCGGAGGUUCGCGGAAGAGUUCGUCGGCAAGAACCAGUAUACUGCGGCACAAGCCUUCCAGGUGAAGAACAUUUACUACAAGAACUUGUGUGCAUACGAGAUCAGCAACCACUGGAAGAAAGAGCCGCCGCCAAAGGAGAUUCUGGAGCAAGUCACGGCCAAGGGCGGCAACGUGAUGGGCCGGACUUUGGAGAAUUACUCGCGACCCCCAACCAAGGAGGAAUUAAACCUAGGGACUGGUGCAGGCGAACAAGAGGAGGAGACGAGCCCCGAGCAAAAAACGCCGAAGCAGGAGAUCUCCGAUCCAGCCGACGAUCAGGGCAGCGCAGGCGGACGCACGUCAAGAGGCUUGAGGCAGGCACCACCACAGCGCGUACUGUUUCAGCCGGAUCUCGCGUCAGGGCGACAGACUCGUGGCCAGAUGAAUGCGACCAUCUCUCCAGCUCCGGGAUUAAAUGGUGCUCUGAGCAGUAUGAGCAAUGGCGCCACGUCUACCCUGGCCAACUACGAGCCGUCUCAGUCAUACCCGCUGUCACUCAAGCCUGUCAUUACACCGGCCAACAACCCUGACUACUAUCGUAACGAGCGUAAGCGCAAAGCCGAGGCUAUGGCUGGACCGUUGGCAAAGAAGUACAAGAAUAUUAUGCUACCGGGCACUGGCUUCAUCGGGCCAAAUAUCUACGUCCGUGCUCAGCUAGCUCUGCAGAGCGGCAUUGAGAAAGAGGAACAGUACGCCCUGCACCACCUCGUCAAGAUCAGUCACGAACGGGGAGAUCGAUAUCGCUUCGAUCAGUUUCCGGGAUUGGCGGAUGCGCUCGUGAAGAAGGUGAUGCAGGUCUGCGGCUUGUUCUAUGAUGUCGACUGGGACGUGAGCUAUGACGAAGACGCGAUGGACCUGGAUGAUGAAAUGCUUAACGGUCUUCGUGGCACAUCGGACAUCAUACGCCGGCUCAAAGAUCGUAUACCAAAGGUGACAGACGACUUACUCGACGACGCCGCCUUUUUGUCGCAGCUCAACCGUAUCACAGAAGCUGCGCUGGUCACCCGAAACAUGUGCUUACAGCAGGAGAACGCGAAGUACCUCGUCGGCAUGCCCAUUGUCCGAGACUAUCUUGCAGUAGUAUUGAACCUGCCACACCAUCCUGGCAUUGUCGAGUUGCAGCAUUAUGCGCUUGAGACUGUAGAGCAGUUGCUACUCUGGUGCGAUGUCGGCACGAAUGAUGCGCUCUAUCACGCUUUACUUGCUCAGCUAGAGGGUCAAGACCGUGGUGCCAUCAUCAUUGCUCUGCGCACGAUCGCUCGAAUUGCGAUGCACCUUCCCGGAGCGAAACGGCUUGACGACAUUCCUCCAGAGACAUUGCAGCGGAUACAAGCAUGGCUUCUGGUCGAUGACGAGGAGCUCAAAAGUGCCUGCCUUGAUUUCUUGUUCCAGUACACAUCCUUUGCCGACAAUGUAGACGAUCUGCUGCAGAACGUCGAUGCGGAAGCAUUGGCGCAUCAUCUCAGCCGGCUGUUGCUGUUCGGCACGAAGGAGGAGCGGCAUGCCAAGCCCACCUCUGAAGAGAAGGAAGUAGAUCGAACCUUCCAUCCCGUACCAAGGCUUGCGCGCAGUGUUGUGGAGAUGCUUCUCAAGCUGGACGAGCCCGAACGCUCCUCGGAAUGGCUCCGUAUGUGCUUUUUAACUGACCGUGACUCGGAGAUGACACAGAUUAGCCUUUGGCAAGCAUACCAAGGCACGUUUGCGCCCUACAACGCCACGCACCAACAUCUCAUUGCCGGCGAGUUCAUCAAAAACGUGUCAACGACAUUCGUCGGAGCCACGGCACAGGUCGCGGGCGGCAACAAGUACGUUAUCAAGGGCAUCAAGUCGCGCAAGGUGCCAGUAGAUACGGGGUUGUUACCCGGCGGCAAAGGUGCGGCGGACAAAGGCAAGGACCUGCAGAAGUGCCGUUGGAUGAUCACGGUGGCCGCCGAUCCCGUACGCGAUCCAAUUACUGGUAUCGUGAGUGGUCCUAUUACGCGUGAGGUGGAGUCUGCGGAGUGGUAUAGAGACAGCCGAGAGAUGCUUAAGGAUAUAUUGGGCAACUAUUUGCAGUUGCCUCGAGCGGCCAUAAAAAUGGAGGCUGCGGACAAGACAACGUAUCGGUGUCGUUGGGCUGGCUGCAAGCGCACGUCGUCGGAUUUCGUUGUCGUGGAUGGCAAAGUCUCCAGAACAGCGCUCUUCGCUCGACACAUUCAGACUCACCUUCCAGACGGUGACGAUUCAACAGGCAAGAAACACAACAUCAAUCCGGACGAUCAGAAAACGCCCUCCAGCACGGAGAAAGUGACGCUGCAAGGUCUGGUGGACGAGAAGAACGACGCUAUGGGCGUGUCGUUAAGUGCGGCGCUGGUUUUACGCAAUAUUGCCAAGUUCAUGCCACGAUCGGAAGAGACGGCUGGACUUAUCGAGGAAGGAAAGGCUGGAACCACAUCGGAAGAUGAUCUGCUGGGUCGUGUAUUUGACGACGAGGUGACUGAGCGGCUCUUCUUCGCACUAACGCAUGCAAGACCGAUACACAGCUAUGUUGGGAGUAUUCUACGAGCGAUAGGGAGAGCGUAA
This is a messenger RNA of Baudoinia panamericana UAMH 10762, 2980 nucleotides long. RefSeq lists its product as uncharacterized. NCBI's taxonomy places the organism in Eukaryota, Fungi, Ascomycota, Dothideomycetes, Mycosphaerellales, Teratosphaeriaceae. Bases 164 to 2980 code for a protein of 938 amino acids. Gene Ontology annotation, biological process: regulation of DNA-templated transcription. Gene Ontology annotation, molecular function: DNA binding. The record is from RefSeq and is a predicted model, not a curated record. The transcript is spliced from 3 exons.